This is a messenger RNA of Sorghum bicolor (sorghum), 966 nucleotides long. Its product is annotated as nuclear transcription factor Y subunit C-3. Gene Ontology annotation, cellular component: nucleus. Gene Ontology annotation, biological process: regulation of DNA-templated transcription. The record is from RefSeq and is a predicted model, not a curated record. Gene Ontology annotation, molecular function: DNA-binding transcription activator activity, RNA polymerase II-specific; protein heterodimerization activity. Bases 25 to 699 code for a protein of 224 amino acids. Lineage: Eukaryota; Viridiplantae; Streptophyta; Magnoliopsida; Poales; Poaceae. The transcript has a single exon.
AGCGGCUGCACUCUGAAGUGCAUCAUGGACACGGAAGGGCAACCCUCUGAGAGUGCAGUGAGCGAAGGUGUGACAAACGGUGAUGCCAUUCCUUCAGACUUCCAGGAUGAUGCCCCAGUGAUCCAACCUCCACUCUCACAUCACCACCAGGUUGCAUCCCAAUCCCAGCAAGACGAUCACUGCCACUGCCAGCAACCGCUCCAGGCCUUCUGGUCUGGCCAGCUUGCCGAGAUCAAGCAGACAACUAAUUUCAAGACCCACAGCCUUCCGCUAGCAAGGAUCAAGAAGAUCAUGAAGGCUGACUCCAACAUCCCAAAAAGGGUUGCAGGCGAGGCACCAUUGCUCUUCGCCAAGGCUUGUGAGAUGUUCAUCCAGGAGCUGACGUUGCGGGCGUGGCUUCACACUGAGGAGGACAUGAGGAGGACACUGCAGAAGAAGGAUGUCACCGCGGCGCUGGCUAGCACCGAAGUCUUUGAUUUCCUGGUGGCCGACAGUUCGACGGACAACAAGCCAAAGGGAAAUGGCGAGGGAUUGCCGCCUCCAACAACUGCCAAAGAUGAUGAUGAUUCCUAUGGUGACUACUACUGGGAUGACUAUUCACCCCCUUGGUCCCCAGAACCCCCAAGCCCGGACUUGCGCAAUGUGACCUGUGAUGACCCAAGAUACUACACUUACAUCCAUGACUACUAUUCUCUGUGAUCAUCAUCCCCAGCUCCUGCUUUGAACUGGUGGGCAGUGUGGUUAGGUUGCCUAGUUCAGCUGUCAUAUAAACCCUGCAGGAUGACUUUUGGUGCACUACCUGUCGCUUAACAGCCUAGUAGUGUUCUGUUUUUGGUCUUUGCUGGCUGCUUGCUGUGUAAGGAGUGAACGGGCACGUUGACGCCUGUAUGUACAUCAGUUAUCUGGAAAUGGGAGACAUGUCACAUGUAUGGACAUGUAGCUAACAAGUGUUAUUUUGGAUCUUCA